This is a messenger RNA of Drosophila kikkawai, 708 nucleotides long. RefSeq lists its product as uncharacterized. The record is from RefSeq and is a predicted model, not a curated record. NCBI's taxonomy places the organism in Eukaryota, Metazoa, Arthropoda, Insecta, Diptera, Drosophilidae.
AUAUUAAAAUUAAUAAUGUUGAGACUUGUGCUACUACUUUUUGCGGGCGUAACCGGGUCCUUGGCCGUGGACUAUGAGCUGCUGCUCGAAGACCCUGAUGUUUUCUCGCGCUGCACCGAGCCUCAGCCCGGAGCGUUACAUUUUGAAGAUCUAUUCAACAAGGAUGACCUUGAGCUCGAUCAGGAAGCUGAGAUCAUUCACAUCUCCGGGGAUUUAACUACGAUUUGGGACGUGCAGCCCACCGACCGUAUUUCCGCCAGGUUCGCUGUAAUGCACUUUGAGCGCGGCAGCUGGGAACCCACUGUAUUCAGUUUGGCUACAGGAGACUUUUGCUCCGUGAUGUUUGAGAGGGAUUCUUAUUGGUUUAAGCAAUGGACUUCCCAUAUUUCGAACCGAAAGGAAAUACAGGAGAAGUGCCUCAAUACCCGUGGUACUACGCUGGUGCAUGAUCCGUUUGAUUUUCGACUAAAUCUUGAAAACAUUACUGGCCCAACCUUUCAAGGACGCUACAAAGUGGUGUGCACUUUUGAGGCUUUCGACGAGAAGAACAUCCCGCGAAGAAACUCUAUUUGCUUUGAAAUGCGAGGCGAAGUCAAGAAGCUAAAGAAAAAAGUUCACUGAGCUCUUACUUAUGCGUUUAUUAUAACUUAAUACUAUCAUAUAUAACUAUAUCGUAUUCAAGCAAUCAAAUAUAUUUGUGCAGUUCAA